AUGAGGCGCUCAGAGUUCGGCACGUCUCACGCUAAUACCCACUGUGGAGACAGGAUGAAGUUGACCAGUGAAAAGUUGCCCAAGAACCCCUCUUAUACUUCCCUAUCCCACUUCGCUGCUAAGAAUACAAAAAUCUUCCAGUGGAGAAAGGAAAAGACUGAUCAUUACAGCCACGCUAAUUUGGUGGAUAAGGCCUUGCAGCUCUUGAAGGAAAGGAUAAGAAGAGGGGAUACUAUGGCAUAUUUUCUACGAGGUCAACUGUAUUUUGAAGAGGGAUGGUAUGAAGAAGCAUUAGAACAGUUUGAAGAAAUCAAGGAAAAGGAUCAUCAGGCAACUUACCAGCUAGGAGUGAUGUAUUAUGAUGGCCUGGGAACAGUCACAGACUCUGAAAAAGGAGUGGAGUAUAUGAAGAAAAUUGUUGAUUCUCCAUGCCCCAAAGCAAGACACUUAAAAUUUGCAGCAGCUUACAACCUUGGAAGAGCUUAUUAUGAAGGAAAAGGUGUUAAACGAUCGGACAAGGAAGCUGAAAGACUGUGGCUUUUUGCUGCAGACAAUGGAAACCCAAAAGCUAGUGUGAAGGCUCAGAGUAUCCUAGGAUUGUAUUACUCAACAAAGGAGCCCAGAGAGCUGGAGAAGGCAUUUUAUUGGCAUUCAGAAGCUUGUGGCAAUGGAAACCUGGAGUCCCAGGGUGCCCUGGGGCUCAUGUACUUCUAUGGACAAGGUAUUCGCCAGGAUACUGAGGCCGCCCUGCACUGCCUGAGGGAAGCAGCGGAGCGUGGCAACGUCUAUGCUCAAGGGAAUCUUGUGGAAUAUUACUAUAAGAUGAAGUUCUUUACAAAGUGUGUUGCAUUUUCCAAAAGGAUCGCUGACUAUGAUGAGGUUCACGACAUCCCCAUGAUAGCCCAGGUCACGGACUGUCUCCCGGAAUUCAUCAUCAGAGGCAUGGCCCUCGCCUCCUUCUACCACGCGCGCUGUCUGCAGCUCGGCUUGGGGGUCACAAAGGAUGAGGCGACAGCUAAACGCUAUUAUUCUAAAGCUUGUCGUCUGAAUCCUGCACUGGCAGAUGAACUUCACACUUUACUUAUUCAUCAAAGAAUUUAG
Budorcas taxicolor (takin) is the source of this 1101-nucleotide messenger RNA. It is a transcript of the gene LRP2BP, whose product is annotated as LRP2 binding protein. The transcript has 9 exons. The record is from RefSeq and is a predicted model, not a curated record. The coding region runs from base 1 to 1101 and encodes 366 amino acids. NCBI's taxonomy places the organism in Eukaryota, Metazoa, Chordata, Mammalia, Artiodactyla, Bovidae. Gene Ontology annotation, molecular function: protein binding.